Messenger RNA from Erinaceus europaeus (western European hedgehog), 1300 nucleotides. It is a transcript of the gene DHRS7B, whose product is annotated as dehydrogenase/reductase 7B. Gene Ontology annotation, cellular component: membrane. The record is from RefSeq and is a predicted model, not a curated record. The transcript is spliced from 8 exons. The coding region runs from base 49 to 1065 and encodes 338 amino acids. Gene Ontology annotation, molecular function: oxidoreductase activity. Lineage: Eukaryota; Metazoa; Chordata; Mammalia; Eulipotyphla; Erinaceidae.
CGCUGGUGUGACGUCACUUCCGAGGCGGAAGGAUGAAGCUGACCAGCCAUGGUCUCGGCGGCUGCCAGGAAGACUAAACUGAAGAUGUGGAAUAUGGAUUUUAUAACACCAGCAGCCGCUCUGCCUGUUUUGUUUGGGUGUGUGGGCAUCUUCAGUCUCUUCAAGCUGCUGCAGUGCAUGCGCACAAAGACGCAUCUCCUGAAUGCAGUGGUGGUCAUCACAGGAGCCAAUUCCGGCCUGGGGCGAGAAUGUGCCAAAGUCUUCUAUGAUGCAGGUGCUAAGCUGGUGCUUUGUGGCCGGAACAAGGAGAGCCUAGAAGAGCUCAUCACAGAACUCACUGCUUCUCAGGCCAAUAAGGUGCAGACACAUAGGCCUUAUGUAGUGGCCUUUGACCUGACAGACUUUGGGGCCAUAGCUGCAGCAGCAAGCAAGAUCCUGCAGUGCUUUGGCCAUGUGGAUGUCCUCAUCAACAACGCAGGCAUCAGCUACCGUGGCACCAUUGUGGACACCACCAUUGAUGUGGACAAGACAGUCAUGGAGACAAACUACUUUGGUCCAGUUGCCCUUACAAAAGUUUUCUGUCUGCAGGUGGAGACUGGAGGCUUGAACCCAGCACUCCUGCCCGACAUGAUCACCAGGAGACAAGGACACAUUGUGGCCAUCAGCAGCAUCCAGGGAAGAAUCAGCAUUCCUUUCCGGUCAGCAUAUGCAGCCUCUAAGCAUGCAACCCAGGCGUUCUUUGACUGUCUGCGUGCAGAGAUGGAACAGUAUGAAAUCUUGGUGACGGUGAUCAGCCCUGGCUAUAUCCACACCAACCUCUCCCUCAAUGCCCUCACUGCUAAUGGGUCAAGAUAUGGAGUUAUGGACACAACCACAGCCCAGGGCCGAAGCCCUGUGGAAGUGGCCCAAGAUGUUCUCAAUGCUGUGAGAAGGAAGAAGAAAGAUGUGAUCCUGGCCGACCUCUUGCCUUCCUUGGCCAUUUACCUGCGAACUCUAGCUCCUGGGCUUUUCUUUAGACUCAUGGCCUCUAGGGCCAGGAAGGAGCAAAAAUCGAAGAACUCCUAGUACUGGCAGAGCUGCCGGGGCAGGCGGCGCCUAGUGGGGCUGCCUUACGGGAUGGCUGCAUUUGCUGAGACAUUACUGGACACUUGUGUUGUCUCAGGGGUGGGAAAAUGAGAUGCACUUUCUCCUGAAGAAAUGGAACCAAAAAGGCAAUCAAAUUCUCAGAGGUGAGGAAUAAUGAUGGAGCUGGGUUUUAACUCGAAGAUGAUGACGAUGAAAUAAAUGAAGGUAACAUUAA